CUAGAGAAUAACAGUGGUAUUAUGGAGGUCCGAGUGUUGGCCUGGUUUGUUUGUUUGUCCGUGGUCAGUGGGUGUCUGGUGGACGAUAAGUACAAUAAAUUGACCCCUGAGGACCUGGUCUCGCAGCUACAAGUCAUUGUUUAUGGGGAGGUGAUUGAUUUUGUCCAGGGGGAUCCUCUCACUGACGCCACAUUCCGUGUGUUCUGUAUCAUCAAAGGCAACACGACUAUCCUGGAAAACAUAACGGUAGAGGGCGUGAGUCCGCGGUCCGCCUGCUCGGGGACCUACGUCUACUGGGUCAAGAUAACGUCAAACUUUGAGAAAACUGGCGCCGUUAUGAUUCUCGGACUCCGGGAAACUAAAGGGCCGGGGCUUUACGAAUUCCAUGAGAUCAAUGAUCUUCAAUCCUCGGCCUUUGACGAUAAUUCAGAGUCGUGGAAAUUAAUCAACAGUGUUGUGAAGACAGAAAUGUUUCCUCCCAUCAACUCGGCAGUAAAUAAGUGUCCGGAGAAAUCUGACCAGAGGGGUCCAGAGCCGGACAAGAAUCCAGUGGCCAGCGAACAGGGAGGGAAUAGCAGUGUGAGAACCAGACUGGACAUCAAGACGGUCUGGACAAUGGUCAUCCUGGGAACGUUACUGUGGUCACGUGACCUAUGACUUAGGAGAGACCUGUGAAUGGAUGAAUGUCUUAAUGAGUGGAGUGUGAUUUGAAUAAAGAGAAAGUAACAUCGAUAUUAAUAUUUUUAUGGCCGUUGUGAGAUCGUUAAAAUUCUAUGUUCUUUGUAUGGUAAUAAAUUAUAUAUUAUACCAAUGGUUUGUUUCAGAUAAUGUUUGACAGCGUAUGUUCUGUUGCUUCUAUUGUUUGUGUUUUAUCAUUUGUGUAUCAGUGUUCGGAACUUUCAUUCUAUUCUCUAUAAACUCUGAACGGUGUGAAAGUGCAUCACGUUCGGAAAACACUGUGAAAAUUCUGAAAGAAUAUUUUUACUUAAAAUUUAAUGCAUACAAUUCUGGAAAUACGAAAAGCCAGCAUACUUAUUAAAAUCUCUUAACGCAUUUUACAAACACUUAGUUCUAAAAAGUUUAUUCAAUACGUAGGCGGCGACAGAAAUUGUUAGUGUGUUUUAUGUUUUAUGUCAGAAACAGACGUGUGAUAUUAAUGGUUUCAUAGUGUGUAUAACCAGUUUGUUAACAUAUAAAGUAUGACAUUGUUCUCUCUCUCUCUCUCUCUCUCUCUCUCUCUCUCUCUCUCUCUCUCUCUCUCUCUCUCUCUCUCUCUCUCAAAACACAAAAAAGUGAAUGCAUUGUGAUUUGAGACUGUUCACGCAAAUUAAAUGUUUAUAAUAACUAUCACUUAUCUGUUGAAAAGUACUCAUCAUGAAAAUAAAUUUUUGACAUUUUG
Messenger RNA from Saccostrea echinata, 1399 nucleotides. RefSeq lists its product as uncharacterized. NCBI's taxonomy places the organism in Eukaryota, Metazoa, Mollusca, Bivalvia, Ostreida, Ostreidae. The record is from RefSeq and is a predicted model, not a curated record. Bases 22 to 657 code for a protein of 211 amino acids. The transcript has a single exon.